AUGCCCAUAAGCGGGAAAAAGCGCCCCCACGUGGACACUAAACCGGGAGGUCCUUUACCACUCCCCUACAACUCACAUCUCCCAGCAUGCAACAAUAGCGAGAAGAAGCGCCCCCCAACCGUGACACUAAACGGGCGUCCUGUCCCCCCUCCCAGAACUCCAUCUCCCAGCAUGCAAACGGGGAAAAGCGCCCCCCCAUCGCCCCCACGGCCACUAAACUGUGAGUUCCAUUCCCACUCCCAGAACUCCAUCUCCCAGCAUCUGCAAAGAGCGGAAAAAGCGCCCCCACGGACACUAAACGGGGUCCUUUACACCUCCCAGAACUCCAUCUCCCCGGCAUGCAAAGCGGGGAAAAGCGCCCCCCAACCGUUCGUGACACUUAAACGGAGUCCUGUCCCCUCCCCCAGAACUCCCAUCUCCCAGCAUGCCAAAGAAAGUUUUCUGCAGUACCCAACACCUUUUUUUCCCCCUUUCCUUAGGUUGGUGGUGCGAGGGGCAUGCCUGGGUGCCAGCAUCCUCUUCUUGGCUGUGAAUGUGGCAUGUGCUGUGCUGGUACGGGCACGCCGGGCUGAGCCCUGGGCAGUGGUCCUGGCACGAGUACUCAUCAGUGAUUCACUCUUUGUGCUCGGGGCUGUCUCUCUUGCCCUGUGCCUCUGCCUCGUGGCCCGUGGCUCUCCUUCAACCCGCAUCUAUCUAGAAGCUAAGGGCACCACGCUGUGCCAAACUGCUGCUAUGGGUGGCACCAUCGUCUUGCUGUAUGCCAGCCGAGCUUGCUACAACCUGGUGGCCUUGGCACUUUCCUCCCGCACGCGCCUCGAUUCCUUUGAUUACGACUGGUACAAUGUAUCUGACCAGGCAGAUCUGAUUACAGACCUAGGCGAUCAAGGCUAUGUUGUCUUUGGCCUCAUUCUCUUUGUUUGGGAAUUGUUGCCCACGACAUUAUUAGUUGGCUUCUUCCGGGUACACCGGCCAGCUCAAGAUAUGAGUGCCAGUCGUGUCUUCAACCGGCAGCUUGGAGUCUCUCGUUCUUAUUUCUUUGAUCACCUGGGACAGCGUGAUAGUGAAGGACUCACUAGCAGCCUGACUGGACGACUGGCCAGCGGCAGCUGGUAUGGUUCAAUUAACCGCAGCGGGGAUCAGGACUGGUUUGGGGGCCACCCUCCCACGGCUCCCCUUCUCUUCUCGCAGGCAGCCGCUCCUGGUGGCCAUCACCACAGCCUCUAUUCCACCCCACAAAACUGAGGAAUGUAGGAGGGUUUGCAGCUGGCAGCCCAAGAAAUUGCUACUGAUGCAGGAAUGUGUGCGUGUAAAAUGGGGAAGGAAGGAAUCCACAUUUUAUAACCACCACCACCACCACCCAUUCUGCAAACUCUUUAGCCCAGAAAACCCAGCUCAUUUCAUUAGCUGUGGAGCUGGUGAGCUGUUUUGCUGGCUUCUUGGUCUCAAUGCUUGAAAGCACACUUUCCCUAAAUACCUCUCUGUUCCUCUCCCAAGUAUUUAACCCAUCUUAUCCUGAGAACUCUGGCACUUUAAAAUCAGGAGAGGGUCAGAUUGAUCUGUGCUGUCCUUAUUCCAAUGAAUUCUGAUCAGAAUGGGCUGAGGGGAGGCACUCUUUUCUCGCCAACCGCUAUGAACCGGUAGCCACCAUGUUUUGGAGUAGCGUUUUCUGUCCUACGCUAGACAUGCUGCAGUUUUGGUGCUGUUCAAAUUGCGCCCCUCUCCUCUCACUACAAUAAAGUCAACUUUGUGUUAGUGA
Molecule: messenger RNA, 1756 nt
Organism: Sceloporus undulatus (fence lizard)
Lineage: Eukaryota; Metazoa; Chordata; Lepidosauria; Squamata; Phrynosomatidae
Gene: GPR137
Product: G protein-coupled receptor 137
Exons: 6
Coding region: 1-1242 (413 amino acids)
Biological process (GO): negative regulation of bone resorption; regulation of autophagy; positive regulation of TORC1 signaling
Cellular component (GO): lysosomal membrane
Source: RefSeq, a predicted model, not a curated record